This is a messenger RNA of Xylona heveae TC161, 2286 nucleotides long. RefSeq lists its product as hypothetical. NCBI's taxonomy places the organism in Eukaryota, Fungi, Ascomycota, Xylonomycetes, Xylonales, Xylonaceae. Bases 1 to 2286 code for a protein of 761 amino acids. The transcript has 2 exons. Gene Ontology annotation, biological process: regulation of DNA-templated transcription. Gene Ontology annotation, molecular function: sequence-specific DNA binding; DNA-binding transcription factor activity. The record is from RefSeq and is a predicted model, not a curated record.
AUGCCCCCAUUUGCUGGCUCUCGCAAGAGACCUGCUCCUGGAACAUCGCCUGCAGCACAACCACCAUCACAACAGGAGAGCGCUCUAAGCUUCCCUAUUGCAACGAAUUCGCCGCGAAUGACGAAUGAACAGUUUUUGGGCUGGAACCAGAACGCCAUGGACGGCACGAACUUUGCUUUUCCUGACCCUUCUGCGCCCUACGGGUCCAGCACCUUCAAUAGCGUCGGUGGCGGUCUAAAUCAGUCGAACGUGGUUGCCGCAACACCCUCAAAUCAACUGACGCGUCGGCCGACCACUCAGCAUCUUGUUUCCAGACCUAGACCUUUUCACGACGCGCACAAUGAUCCAUGGGCGGAUUUUGGGGAGGAAACUGUACCGCAACAGAACAACACAUGGUCAAAUGGGAACGAGGAUAUCACUCAGCUGGAGCAAAGAGCCCUUGUAGCAAAAAGAGACGCACAAGCGAAACGAAAACAGAUACCUCCUUUUGUUCAGAAACUAAGCAGCUUCCUUGACGAAUCGAAAAACACAGAUCUAAUUCGAUGGUCCGAUAAUGGUGAUUCCUUUAUUGUUCUGGAUGAAGAUGAAUUUGCCAAAACACUCAUUCCUGAAUUAUUCAAACACAAUAACUACGCUUCAUUUGUUCGCCAGCUUAACAUGUACGGCUUUCACAAACGUGUCGGACUGUCGGAUAAUUCAAUGAGAGCAAGUGAGAAGAAACACAAGAGUCCAAGCGAAUAUUGGAACCCUUACUUCAAGCGGGGCCAUCCCGAACUGCUUUGGCUGAUCCAGAAGCCAAAGAACCCGGCCCCAGCCGGGGCUCCAAAAGGUGGAAAGGCUGGAGCAAGAGGAGGCAAAAGCGAGAGCGUGGAUGAUGGCAAUGUUCGAGAAGAAUCAUACGAACAUGAUGGAGCUGGCGGAGCAUUGAAAGGAGAGAAUGAAGCUCUCAUCGAACAGGGCGGUGCCAGUGGUCGUGGGCUAAUUGCACUUCCUCGAAACGAGCUUGCCAAUGUUCGGGAGGAGCUGGAGACCAUACAAAACCAGCAGAAGCAAAUUGCCGGGGCAAUACAGAGGCUUCGACAACAGAACCAGCAACUGUACGAGCAGGCGGCUGCCUUCCAAACUAUGCAUGACCGGCAUGAAAACUCAAUCAAUGCCAUCUUAACCUUUUUGGCUACCUUUUACAACAGAAGCUUGGACGGCCAAGGGGGACAGAACUUGGCGAGCAUGUUUGCCGGAGCUAUGCCUCAUGACGCAAAAGGACAGCGCAACGUAGUCGAUUUGAGUGAUUUUCAGCCACAAACAAUGGACGCGGCCGCGUCUCCGAUGCAGAGACCUCCGAGAAAGGCUCCGUUGUUACUCAAAGCACCACCUGCGGAGGGACAAGACACUUACCAUGGCAAGGUGACAAGCGUCUCGCCUGGAGCGACCUCGCAGCACUCUGAUAUACCCCGUCAAUACCCCUAUAAUGUCCACAACCGAGCAUCAAGUCGCUCCGGGACUGUUGAGGAAGUCGUCGACGCCCCGCAGUCUGGCAGCCCGCCUGUCAAGCCUGACCAUGACCUUCCGCGUCGUACAGGCCACACACCCGAGGAGGACAUCAUGUCUCUCAUCAACAAUGCAAAUGCUAGCAACGAGGACAUGCAAGGACCCGGUUUCGACUUCCCUGCAGCUCUAAACCAUUUCGAGAAUGCCGACGGAAACACGCCUUUAACGAACAAACAGCGAACCGAUAUGCUCAACCUCAUGGCCAAUAACGCGAACGCCACCAAGAAUGACAAUAACAACGCUCUAGUAUCUCCUGCACCGCCACCAAUGCCUGGCCUUGACCAACUGCAGAGAAACCGAGAAGAACUUGACAUGCUUUCGCGCCUUCAAGCCGAGCAGGAUUCCAAAGUUCAGCAUCUCACCAGUAUGUUACAGCCUUUGAGCCCAACAGGAUCAAUCCCUGGUCUAGCCGACGGUCAAUACUACAGCGGCCAGGCGGGAGACACUAUCCCUCCGCCCCUGGAUAUCGAUCAGAUUUUUAACAGCGGCGAUUACUUUGCCAAUCACGGCAAUGGUGAUAUUGGGUUCAAUAAUGACAAUACACUUGGCUCUGGUAUCAACUUUGACUUUGACGACUCAAAUGCGACCCACAACGCAUACCAAGAGAAUACCGACCGGCCAGACCGUGUUGUCGAAACUACAAGUAAUAACAGCGCAGCAGCUAGCCCGGCUAAUCCCGUUGUUGAAGACGUCACCAACGAGAUUACUCCGCGCAAGCGGCGGAGGAAUGACUCCUAA